Messenger RNA from Oncorhynchus mykiss (rainbow trout), 5713 nucleotides. Lineage: Eukaryota; Metazoa; Chordata; Actinopteri; Salmoniformes; Salmonidae. The record is from RefSeq and is a predicted model, not a curated record.
UGGUGGAAAAUGGGCAUGUUGUUUUAUGCCGAUUUUUGAAUAUUCACAUAUUCUGUUUCAAAUUGGAUGGAGACCUAGCUAAUGAGAGCGAAGUCUUGCAUCUUGCUCAUCUCAAUAUCUGCGGUGCUGCUCGUGGCAACUUAAUUCUGCUAAAUCUACCUUUAAUGACAAGUUGUAUUGAAUGAUAGUGUCCUAGGAUCAGAAGGGCCAAAGUAGUGGAAUAGUGGUGAGGUUUUAAUGGAUGUAGGGUUAGUUGGUAGGGAUAAAAAAAAAAUAAUUUUUUUCCCUACCCUUUUUGUGUCACAAAGUGUGAUGAACUAAUUCCACACUCCAGAACGGUAGGCGGACACACAGCCCACACAGGUUGGUGACAUGCACCUCUAACGUAUGCUUGGGGACUGCCAUAAUAUCAUAGAACAAGAAGAAGAAUUAGGAGUGUUAAUGGGAGGCAUUCAUGUUAUGAAUAAUCGAGAGACAGGGUGUAGUAGUGCAAUUCUGCUGGGUCCCAGACCAUAGCGGUGAGUGUAGAGGUGGAUCAAAUGAAAAGGAAUAUUCCUAGUGUUUGUGACACCUGCCGUUUGGUGAGAUGUAGACCCGGUGGCAAUAGCGCAACUGAGAAUACCGUCUCUCUUGUUGAGCUUUGACAGAGAGUUUUUACCCGAUAAAGUCAGGUUAGGCUAUAUUUUCUAUUCUGUCAGGUCCUAUGUUCCGAACUGGCUACGGUGCAUUAGGUUCCCACGAUGUGAGAAAUGUGCAGGAGGGCAUAGUUAGAGGAACAUUACAGUUGGAAUGAGAAAACACGUGUGUCAACUGUUGGCGUGCCCAUGAAGCUGUGGAUCCAAAGUACCCUGUGAGAGAGACAGGUUGAGAUUACCAGAGUUUGAGAGGGUACGUUUCCUAUGUUGAGGCAGUGAAGAGAGUAGAGGACUGAAAUGUGACCGAAAUGUGCAAUUCGCACUCUGACCUGCGAAAGACAGCAAUAUGCAACACAGCGUCUAGUCUGCCGGAAAGCCACAAGAAUAAUUUCGCCAGUUAUAAACUGUAUAUCACAAGUCUCAAAGGAGUCUAAAAACUGGACAUUAUAUUGUGGCUGCUGCAGAAACGUUUUUGGGAUUUAAGGAUUUUACAUUUUGAAGACCGGAAAAACUGCACUCCCAGGUUCCCCUUGAGCCUGUGUAGGUAUCCGAUCUGUUUUUUUAUUUUUUUAUUAACAGAAGGGGAAUCCUGUUUCCAUCCCGCAUAGUAGAUGGCGGGAUGCACAUGACAUUCUGUGAUCGCCAAUAAUAUACCAUAGAAGAAGAGAAGGAGCGUUCAUGUUUACAUCCAAACCAGUUUAGAUAUUUGUGUUAUCAUCGCAUACUGUACGUUUAUUAUUGAUGAUCCAGCAGUUGUAUUUUUCUGCAAAUGCGAAGAAGUAACGACCACGUCAAAAAGAACGAAGCCUACUUGCCAUCUAACGGUAGACGGAAGGUACGCCUGAGGGUGGCGUCUGAGACGAUCGUGUUCCUAGAGGUGUACUUUGACACUAGGCCAACCUGGGCAGAACGCAUCGAGAAACUGUUUCAGAUUCCUGCCUGACUGAGGAGAGUCAGAACGUCCAAAACGCUGAAGAAUCCUGUAUUAGGAUUUCCAGUGUCCAGAUGGUGUGGGUGUUCCUCAUGAACCGCAUGGGGUCUCAGGGCAGCACAGUGGCCCAGCGGAGACGCAUGGCCCUGGGGGUGGUCAUCCUCCUGCUGGUGGACAUCAUCUGGGUUGUCUCCUCUGAGCUCACCUCAUACAUAUUCAAGCGGCAGGAGUAUAACAAGCCCUUCUUCAGCACGUUCACCAAGACCUCCAUGUUUGUGCUGUACCUGCUGGGGUUCCUGCUGUGGCGGCCAUGGAGGCAGCAGUGCACGGGCAGUCUCCGGGGACGACACGCAGCCUUUUUUGCUGAUGCCGAGGCCUACUUUACCCCCUGUAUCAAUGACACCAGUUUGAAUGACCAUACGCUAAGUGAACCCUUGUAUGUUCCAGUGAAGUUUCAGGAUCUUCCGGCUGAACAGACAAACUGUGCCAUUGGAGAUUGUGAUUCCACCUCUAAAAAGCAACGGGUGCGCUUCAGCAACAUCAUGGAGGUGCGCCAGCUCCCGUCCACACAGGCCCUGGAGGCCAAGCUAUCGCGCAUGUCCUACCCCGCCGCCAAGGACCACGAGUCCAUGCUCCGCACAGUGGGAAAGCUCACCGUCACCGACGUGGCCAAGAUCAGCUUCUUCUUCUGCUUUGUGUGGUUCCUAGCAAACCUCUCCUACCAAGAGGCCCUGUCGGACACGCAGGUUGCCAUAGUGAACAUUCUGUCCUCCACUUCAGGUCUCUUCACCCUCAUCCUGGCGGCCAUAUUUCCCAGUAAUAGCAGCGACCGCUUUACUCUGUCCAAGCUCUUAGCUGUGGCUCUGAGCAUGGGAGGAGUGGUUCUUGUCAGUUUCUCCAGCAUGGACAGCCCUGACGGAAAAGGCACUAUAGGCUCUCUGUGGUCAUUGGCUGGGGCUGCUCUGUACGCAGUCUACAUCGUCAUGAUCAAGAGGAAGGUGGACCGGGAAGACAAGCUGGACAUCCCCAUGUUCUUUGGGUUUGUGGGUUUGUUCAACCUGCUCCUCCUGUGGCCAGGGUUCCUUGUGCUUCACUACACAGGCUUCGAGGCCUUUGAGCUGCCCAGCAAGCUAGUGUGGAUCUACAUCCUCAUCAACGGCCUCAUCGGUACCGUGCUCUCCGAGUUCCUCUGGCUCUGGGGCUGCUUUCUCACCUCCUCCCUAAUAGGCACACUGGCCCUCAGCCUCACUAUCCCACUCUCCAUCAUAGCAGACAUAUGCAUGCAGAAGGUGCGUUUCUCCUGGCUGUUUUUCGCUGGAGCGGUUCCCGUAUUCCUCUCCUUCUUCAUCGCCACUCUGUUAUGUCACUACAACAACUGGGACCCUGUUAUGGUGGCGCUACGAAGAGUGUUUGCCUUUAUAUGCCGCUCGAAACACCGGAUUCAAAGAUUGCCAGAAGACUGCGAACAGUGUGAAAGCCUUAUUCCCUUACACACCGUCUCCCAUGACAAUGAAAGCUUCUGCUUGUGAUGCACCAGCCAAUCACAAGAUGGUGAAUACAGCGCAGAGCAGCGCGCGGAAGGUGAAGUGACAAUCUCAAAACGACCAAACAGAGACCUUACCCCCAGUGCCUCUCAUUCAACCUAUAUAUUCUCUGCAGUGUGGAGAUGACCGAUCCAUCUCUACAAGAUGAACUCUUUUUCCUUUGUACAACGUUGACGCGACUCGUCGUCAACUGACGACGACGUGUGUGUUUUGUUAUGUCGGAUUUCGUUGUGUAAAAAGAAGGACUUUAUGGUACUGAAAGUGCCAGGCUUUUAUCAAUGGCUCAUACUGUCAUGUGGCCUCUUGAAAUGGUACAAGUUUAAAUAAUGAGACAGAGGCUUCAGUCAGACCAUAAGGAGAAAAGCAAAGGUAUUGUUUUUGUUGUGAGGGGAAAAGUGCUCUGAUUGGCUAAUGUAGAUGUAUCCUCUUGUUGGUUGGCUAAUGUAGAUGUAUCCUCUUUUUGGUUGUCUAUAGCCUCACUGCUUGUUCACAGGUGUGGGUUUGGAGCAAGCACAAUUCAGACCUGUUAAUCUAGAAAUAGUAUGGGUGGAAAAAGUUGGUCAUGUACUUCAUUAUCAGACUGUUUAGUUGAUUUACGAAUCCGAUUUACAGAUCUGUCCAUAUUCAUAAAUGGUCUCGGACUAGGAGUAUUGAUAUAGGAUUUGUUUAGCCUUUUAGAUCAUAAUGACUAUGAUUAUAUGGACACAGAGGACCUGCACUAUAUCAGCAAUGCUAUUGUAGGACACUUUUUUUUUUAUUUUUAAUACAGGCCCAUUUGUGCAGUGCCUACUCAGAAUCACUGUGAACAAGCAGUAUCUGAAGUUUGAGAUUAGAAGAGAGCUGAGCACAGCUGUUGACUACCGCCUUUGAUUUCUCCCCCAUACUCUACAUCCCUCUAUCUCUGGCCCCUGGCAGCCAGGCAAUGCUGGAUCAUGAAGGAAAUCUGUGAUGAAGACGUUUGUAUGCGUUCUAAUGUGAACUAAGACUAACCCCUCAACUAAACUAAGCUGCAAUACAAAAGUUAUAAUGCUGCUGCCUUUUCAACAGAAAACAGAUGCCAUCUCCAAACAGGUGUAAAUACUGUACUACGCCAUGAAAUGCAAAUAAAUUGUUACUUUAGUUUGUAUUUCACAUAAUGACCCUUCUAUACAAAUAAUAGCUUAGAUGUUCUCAGAUGUUUUACACUACUUGUUUUUGUAAAUCUUAACUAUGUUAUGACACUAAAAAAGGUGGCAUGGAUUUAAGACAGACCAAGUAAAUAGAUUUUGCAGUAUGUUUAACAAAAGCACUAUUUACCAUCCAAUUAAGUUCCCUUGGUCUUAAUAGAGACCAUUACCUAAUAAUCGAAUAACCUAAUAAUUUAUCUGUUUUUAUCAUUUCUACCACUCCUCUGUGGGCAUUAGGAGCCAUGAAUGGAGACUUUAUCUGAUUUGAUUAUUUCAACAAUUAUGUUUAAUGGUAAAAUUUAUGCCAUGAUAAUGUUUGUAUGUCCAACAAUUGUAUUUUAGACACAUUUUGUUUGAUCAGCACCUACAAUGCAAAUCAAUCACCCACUCACUCUUAUUCUGCUGCUGAUUUAAUUUGAUGAGUAAAAGCAUAUAUUUUUUGUUUUUUUGUCUCUGUAACCCUUGAUGUACACCAUGACGACGAGCAUGUUAUCAAUAUUUUUCCAUCAACUGUCAACCUGUGUACAGAACUUUAUGGAGUGUUUUCCCAGUGCUCGGUGUGGAUAGGACACAUUUUAUGACUGGCGAUAAUUGCAGGAAGUAAUUACUUGCCCUGUAAAACUGUAAAAAAAAAAAAAGUUCAGCCCCUUGAGCCAUCUUUAACUUUGUCUAACUCAGUUUUUACUUUCACAUUGUCAAAACAUUUUUUUUAUACCUUAGCCAAUAGCUUUUGUCAACAUCAGCUGUGAUUAAUGCACAAAGGAAAUCAGCUGUGAGAUGUAUUUGGUUGUUUAAUUCAUGGGGUUCCUGUAGUCUAUUUAUAUUUGCAAAAACAGGAACUCUGAAACUGUACAUCCUAUGAUAAUUGGUAAGCUAAAAUGUAGAUAUGAAACAAAUGAUCAUAUCAUCCAUUUAUGGAGUUUCUUAUCGAUGGGCAGGGUGCCAGAUACAUAAGUGCAUUGUUUGUAAUUUUUUCAAAACUCAUGUUUUUAAAAUGUGUGUGUUUUCAAAAAUUCAAAAAAACAAUCAAUGGUGCUUACGGAAUGCAUAUAUCGUAUAAAGUUUUUUUUUUUUUUUCUCAGGUACUUUUACUUUAUUUUCCUUUGUCCAAUCAGAUUUUGUUUUGAUAAUGUCCCUUCCUUUAUUAAUGGAUCUCUUUUUAAGAUGUAUGCUGAUUUAUAAAAGUGUGAUUAUCAUAGUUUACUGUAUCACAAGCUCUUUUGAUGGGAAGAUUCACCCAUUUUGAAUGUUAUAUCGUUUUUGUGCAUCUCUGAGUGAUGUUCUAUUUAUUAUUGGGAUCAUGCACAAAAACAAUGUAAAAAAAAAAAUAAUAAUAAUAAAUGGGUGAAGGUGAAUCUUUCUUUUGUCUUUGUUGUUCCGUAAGUCCCUUUUCAAUGUUAUGCUGCACUAUUAAAACUAUGUGAAGAUGUAUUUUCA